AUCAUGGUCAAUCAUUUCCCACUAUUGAGUUUUCCCGUAAUUCCGUGAUUAGUUAUAAGCGGCAAUAAUUAGUCGCGAGACUAGCAAUAAUUAUUACCUAUAAAUUAUUGUGUGUAUUAGCAAUAGCUAUACUAGUAGCUUUAUGUUAUGUCAGCUAUGACACAUUACACCGAGGUAUUCAGCACCCGCGGUGCUUUCAUAUAUAUAUUCUUUCAGUUAAGUGUUCAAACAAUUUUUAGGGAAUUCUGCAACAGCUAUAGGUACAUAUAAUUACAGGAGCUAUCAACUUCAGAAUCAACUCAAGGUUAGCACUCAGGGCCUCGUAAAAUACAACAAUUACGACCCAGCCUCUCAUGUAUACGAUAUGGUGUAUUGCACAUGGGGGAAUGUGAAAUUGUGGGAAUUGUGGACUGAAAUUGUUUGCAGUUUUAGUGUAUUUACUAAAACUGCAAUGUAUUGAUCAUCGAAUGUUGAUAUUGAAAGCACAAAUAUAAUAAUCCAGUUUUCUAUACUUGUACAUUGACCAUUGGGGGGAGAGGCUGUAAAAUUGAAGUGUAUGACUUUUUGCGGGUGACCACGCUAGAUCUACGGUGUGUGUAAGUGGUUUCGUUAUUGUAUUGCAACAGUAGACUUGUAGCAGCUCGAUUUUUUUUGAAAAAGAGAAGUUGAAGAGCACAUCAAAAUGUGCGAAUACUGUGUAGAAUGCUUGGUUAAGUAGUCGGUUCUAGUCUGAGUUUGUGAAUUUUUAUCAAGCCUGGAGAGUAGAGGGAACAACACAUCUUCCUGCUAUUGUGGAAAUGGUUGCUAUGAAUAUUGUUACAUUAUUGACAUCUGGUGAAUCUCACAUGACAUUCUGUGUUGCUUCUCUUAAUAAUUCUAGCUGAAUGUCCUACACAAGGAAUUUAAGAAGCCUUACAAGACUUGAUCAUAUCCCAAAACCAUGGCCGAGAGAGUGACGACAAAAGAAGCUCUCAAGAAACUCGAUGCUCAACUUGAAUGCUCCCUUUGUCUCGACACUUUCAAGCAGCCGAAACUCUUGCCUUGUUUUCAUGUGUUUUGUAAGUCCCCGUGUCUGGAAAAACUAGUGACCAAGGAUGGACGCUCCCUCACUUGUCCCACCUGUCGACACGUUGUCCCACUGUCAGAGAGGGGAGUGGCUGGACUGCAAUCAGACUUCCACAUUGACCACUUGUUUGAGAUACAAGAUGCUUUCAACAAGGCCGAUGAUACAAACUGUGGCAGCUGUGAGGAUGGCAAAGCCACCGGAUACUGUAACGACUGUGGGGACUUUUUGUGUGACAGGUGUCAAGCUGCUCACAAGUUUGUUAAAUACACUCGUCAACAUAAACUGAUUUCGCUGGAUGAACUGAAAGUUCAAGUGACUAGUCUGGUUCCCCCCAAGAAGGCUGUCCCCCAUUGCCCCAAACACUCGGGGAAUGACCUCAAGAUAUACUGCGAUACCUGCUCCACACUCAUUUGCAUGGACUGCACCAUUCGUCUCCACAAAGACCACAACUACGACCUGGUGGCUGAUGUGCUGACCAAGCACAAAGAAGAACUUGUCUCCAGUCUCAAACCAGUCAAAGAGAAGCUGGACAGUGUACAACGAGCUCUGAAGGACUUUGACACAAGAGCCAAGGCAAUCCACAAUCAGAGGGCCGCGAUUGAAGCCAACAUCCACAAGGAGAUUGAUGAACAACAUCGACUGUUAGAUCAACGAAGGGCAGAGCUUGUAGGAGAGCUAGAGAUGCUGACUCAGCAGAAACUGAAGGAUCUGGCGGCACAAAGGGACCAAGUGGAGAUCACUCAGGUGAAACUGACCAGCUGUCUGGAGUACGCUGAGGGGGGUCUCAAAACAGGCACAGACGGUGAAGUACUCGAAAUGAAAACUUCCGUUCUCAAGAGAGUCAAACGAAUUUCUACUGAAUUCGAUCGAAACACAAUUCAGCCAGAAACAAAGGCUGACAUAGAACUGAUCACAAAAGGAAAAGAACCUCUCCAACAAGCUUGCCGAAGUUUCCUAGAGAUUGAUCACAGUGGAUCAUUCAGCUUAGAGAACAGCCACACGACAGGAGAUGGUCUGAAAGGUGCUACAACUGGAGAAACAAAAACUGUAUCGUUUAAAGCAAAAACCAAGAGUAACAGAAAUGUCAAACGCAAACUCGACCUCAAAGCUGAACUCGUGCAUUUGGAGAGCAAAGAUAUAUUGAAAUGUGAAGUGAUCGAUCAACAACACGGCAAACAUAAGAUCAACUAUCGCCCAAUGAAACGAGGAAAGCAUAAACUACACAUCACUGUCAAUGAGGACGCAGUACGAGGCAGUCCAUUCCCAAUAGCUGUAGCCCCAUCACCACAGAGCUUUGUCAAGACUUCCCGAGUUGUACGAGGUGUGAACAGUCCACGAGGCACUGUCUUCAACAGUAAGGGACAGUUGGUUGUUGUUGAAAGUAAUGGAGCUACUGUCUCUGUAUUGACACCAGAGGGUGAGAAGAUACGAACGUUUGGUCAGCUGAAGAAUGCACAUGGAGUGACUGUGGACAAAGACGACAAAAUUUAUGUAGUGGAGAAUGGCAAUCAUCGUGUGAAUAAGUUCUCAUCCGCCGGAGAUUUUGUUAAAGUUAGUGGUAGUCAAGGCAAUGGUAACCUUCAGUUGUAUAUCCCAGUUGGCAUCUGUUAUAACAGAAGAGACAACAACUUGUAUGUGGUUGAUCAGGGUAACCACAGAAUACAAGUGCUUUCCACUGAUUUGAAGUUCAUACGGUGUUUCGGUACACAAGGCAAUGGGAACGGACAAUUACAAAACCCACUGUAUGCAUCAUUUGAUAGUGCCAACAACCUCUAUGUGACUGAUCGUGGUAACCAUCGAGUACAAGUCUUCACUGCUGAAGGUCAAUUCCUGAGAACAACCUUCUCACAAAAAGCCAACGGUCAGAAGCUGAACUCACCCUGGGCCAUAGCCGUCGACAGCAGUGACACAGUGUACGUCAGUGAGAAUGGACCGAAUCAUGUGAGUGUGUUCACAUCUCAGGGAGCCUACAUCACCACGUUUGGUGGGCAUGGAACGAAAGAGGGACAGUUUAAUAACAUUUAUGGACUCUCUAUUGAUCGCAAUGACUCUAUUGUUGUAUCCGAUCAAGACAACGGGCGACUGCAGAUAUUCUAACGAGAUAAGAACUUUAGGCCGGUACUGUGUACAUUUUUUGUGGUGUUAUUUUGUGUGGUUAGGCUUAGUGUGAAAAUUGUUGUAACAGUAGUCUUUAAGUUUUGAUAUGUUUGAAAUCUAUGGUUAUUAGCUGUGAAUUAGUUUUAGCUCAUGAAGUAUGCGUGGACAAUUCACUGUUUACUUGAUUCUCUUUAUUGCACUCACA
Molecule: messenger RNA, 3368 nt
Organism: Halichondria panicea
Lineage: Eukaryota; Metazoa; Porifera; Demospongiae; Suberitida; Halichondriidae
Product: tripartite motif-containing protein 2-like
Exons: 2
Coding region: 941-3163 (740 amino acids)
Molecular function (GO): zinc ion binding; protein binding
Source: RefSeq, a predicted model, not a curated record